CAUCGAUGGUUCCAUCGAUGAUUCUCCACCUCUAAUAAAUUGUCAAUAACUUAAGGCUGCCUGUUUUUUAUUUGUUGUGCAGCCGAAAAACGUUAUUUUCGCGAGUGUCUAAUCGUAAAAGUGUGAGUGCGUUGCGUGUGUGUGCAUUUUGGCCAGAGGCCCUGGGAUCGCGAAGGCCCAACGGAGCCCCAGAAAAAAAAACAAAUAAUUGUGCAAUAGGCAAUGCGUAAGGACGAUGUGAGCUGAGCGCUGAGGAUAGAGUCACUCGGGAACACGGAACAUCAGCAUGUGCCUGGCGGAGCACCAGGGGGACCGUCCGAAAAAGCCCCCAAUCAGUAGUAGCAGUAGCAGUAGCAUCAGGAGCAUUGGGAAGAAAACUAAUAGACACCCAUCGGGGGACAGCAGCCGAAGCACCACCACCUCGCCCACAUUCAAUGCCAAGUACAGGCGAAAAUGCCUCCUCCUGCUGACGCUGCUCCUAUUCCACGGCUGCUUCAGUGGCCUGCAUCGAGCCAAUGCCUUCAACUGCACGGCGCACGGCGGAAGGUGUCAGAACGAUGGUCAGUGCCAGGAUGAUGGCCAGUGCUUGUGCGCCGACGGCUGGCAGGGCCCCGAGUGCCAGUUCUGUGGCGGAAAAGUGCGCAUGUACCACCCCAUGGGCACGAUACACGACGGCUGGGGCAACUAUUCGGUGAGUGUCAAGUGCAGCUGGCUAAUCGACGCCAGGCACUCGCACUGGAACCGCCGCCAUAACUUGAAUCCACCACGGACCUACGCCAACAUACGGAUUCACCUGCGCGAGUUCGCCACCGAGUGCGGUUGGGAUCACCUCUACAUAUACGAUGGUGAUAGCGUCGACUCCCCCCUGCUGGCGGUCUUCAGUGGCCUCAUGUACCGGGGGAACUUCUCCAUUCGCCGAGUGCCGCAGGUAGUGGCCAGAUCUGGCACAGCCCUGGUGCACUUCUUCAGUGACGAUGCCUACAACAUGUCCGGCUUUAAUCUCACCUACAAGAUGAACGGCUGCCCCUCGGACACCGACGAUGAAGAGUGCUCUGGUCAUGGCAAGUGCCGGGAAGGCGAGUGCAUCUGCGAGCCCAUGUACAGAGGCGAGGCCUGCAACAUUGCCGCCUGUCCCAACGACUGUAUGGAGUCCAAAAACCAGGGCAGUUGCCGUCUCGACCAGGAACGAUGCGAUUGCUACGAGGGCUAUGGCGGAGACGACUGCAGUCAGAUCAGCGCCCAUGGCGCCUGGACCUCUGUUCACCCCAAGCACUCGCCGGCGCCAGCGGGUAGCGCCUCUCAUGGCGCCACUGUCUGGCGCGACACGCUGCACAUCGUGGGCGGUGAGUCAUACGGACGGGGUGAACUGAUGAACACCUACGAUUUCAAUGGUAAUGUGUGGGAAACUGUCCACCCGGAGGAUGGCAGCGAGGUGCCAGACAAGCGAUACGGCGCCUCCACGGUGAUGUACGGCGACAAGAUCUUCAUGUACGGCGGCGUAAUCAAGGGUCAGGGCAUAUCGAACGAGCUCUGGGCCUACGAUGUAUCGGCCAAGACCUGGUCGAAUAUUUCCGUGCGCAGCGAUCCCUCUUGCACCGGAAUGUGUGGCCCUCUGCAUGUUGUGGGCCACACGGCGACCCUGGUGCCGGGAUUCGGAGACAAGAACAACUACCAGUACAUGGUGGUCAUAUUCGGGCACUCGCCGCACUACGGCUACCUCAACACCGUGCAGGAGUUCAACUUUGGAUCGCGCGAGUGGCGCAUCGUUCCGACAAGCGGAUACGUGGUGAAGGGGGGCUAUGGCCACAGCGCCGCCUACGAUUUCCUCACGGAGAAGCUGUACGUCUACGGAGGCAUCGUGUCGGAGAGCGAGGCCAGCCAGGUGUUGAGCUCUAGGCUGUACGCAUAUGAGCCAGCCACGCGGAUUUGGACCAUGUUGUCGUCGGCUCCCAGUGCCCGGCUCCUGCACACGGCGAACUUUGUGAAUCAGGGCCUGAUGAUGGUGUUCGGAGGAAAUACGCACAACGACACCUCACAGAGCCACGGGGCCAAGUGCUACAGCCAGGACCUGCUCGUCUACGAUGUAUAUUGCGACUCGUGGCACUACCACCCGAUGCCGGGCCACCUGCAGGCGGACCUGGCCCGCUUCGGUCACAGCUCGGUGGUGUUCGACGACGCCCUGUACAUCUACGGCGGCUUCAACGGCCAGCUCCUGAACGAUAUGCUACGCUACAAACCUGGAUACUGCAGCUACUACACCAAGCAGGAGAAGUGCACGUCCGCCCGACCAGGCGUGAAGUGCAUCUGGGAUGUGGCGAAGAUGCGCUGCAUAGCCAUCACCCAAGUGCAGCGAUCGGCCAUCUACGGCCGCGAGCAAUACGACUACGUGGCGUGCCCGUCCAAGAGCCGGAUCACGCUUACCUCCGAGCUGUUGCACGACGUCCACCGCUGCCAGGAAAUAAGCAGCUGCCAAUCGUGCGUCUCCACCGCUUUCGGGUGCACCUACUGUGGCAAUGGGGUGUGCAGCAAGGAGCGUUGUCGCGAGACCACCUCCAUGGCUACCGUGGAGUCUUCCACGCAGCUGGCCAUCUCCACGAUGGGGCCGCCUGUGAUUGCCAAGCACCUGGACUCCUGUCCCGUGGCCGAGGACUUCCUCAUGCAAUCCGUAUGCGGAAAACUUCACAAUUGUCGCGCCUGCUCCUCGAACCUGGCGUGCCGCUGGGACUCGGAACAGAACCGCUGCCGGAGCUACUCUUCCACGGGGGGAUACGGCGCCAAUAGGACUCAUGACUUGGACGCAGCCUGCUCGCCAGCGUGUGCCACACUCACCAACUGCCAGAACUGCACGGAGGAUGAGUGCAUCUGGUGCCAGAACGAACAGCGCUGCGUGGACCGCAAUGCCUACACGGCCAGUUUUCCGUACGGACAGUGCCGCGAGUGGACGACUUUCACGGCCAAGUGCCGAUCCGCUCCCGCGGUGCAGUCUACGGCCCUUAGUGUGGGCAGCACCACCGCCUUGUCCAGCGCCCAGUGCGGAUUCUACAACAGUUGCCAGCAGUGCCUGGACGACCCCGCCUGCGGCUGGUGCGACAACGGAUCGAACACGGGUCUGGGCAGAUGCGUCGUGGGCGGAGCCCUGGCUCCAUACGAUGAUACGGAAUGCGCGCUGAAGCACUGGUUCUUUACCUCGUGCCCUCGGUGCAACUGCAACGGGCACUCGUACUGCAACGACCAGCAGCACUGCGAACAGCCGUGCAACAAUCUGACGACCGGAGCCCAUUGCGAGAAGUGUCGCACCGGCUACUGGGGCAAUCCCAUCAAUGGAGGCAAGUGCCAGCGGUGCGAGUGCAACGGACAGGGUGUCUACUGCCAUCCGGACACUGGGAAGUGCUACUGCACCACCAAGGGCAUUGUGGGCGAUCAUUGCGAGAAAUGCGACUCACAGAAUCACUACCAUGGCGAUCCGCUGAAGGGCUCCUGCUACUACGAGCUAACCAUUGACUACCAGUUCACGUUCAAUCUGUCGAAGAAGGAGGAUCGCCACUUCACACAAAUCAACUUCCGCAACUCACCCGGCAAGCCAGAGAUCGAUGCUGACUUUACAAUCACGUGCAGUGUCCCGGCCAAGAUGGACAUCUCGGUGAAGAGGGCCGGCUCGCCGGACAUGCUCAUUUUGGUGGGGGUCAACUGCUCAACGUUCCGGCAUCGAUUCCCCAAGACGGAGUACCAGUUCGGUCACUCAACGGAUGAUAACAGCUCACUGACCACGUUCUACGUGUUUGUACACGACUUCCAGCCCCCGAUCUGGAUACAGAUUGCCUUCUCUCAGUAUCCAAAGCUCAACCUGCAGCAGUUCUUCAUCACCUUCUCCUCAUGCUUCCUUCUGCUGCUUCUCAUGGCUGCCGUCCUCUGGAAGAUUAAGCAAAAGUACGACAUGUUCCGCCGACGCCAGCGGUUAUUUGUCGAAAUGGAACAGAUGGCCAGCCGACCGUUCUCUCAGGUGCUAGUGGAUAUCGAAAACCGCGAAACUAUCGAUCUGAGCCUUAUGUUGGAUGGCAUUGGACACCUGUCCAAAAAGCGCAAGAAGGAGUGUCCCAGUCCCAUUGCUUUAGAGCCUUGUAGCGGCAACCGAGCUGCUGUGCUCUCGCUUCUAGUCCGGCUGCCCACGGGUGGCCUUUCUCAUGCGCCGUCUGGCCAUUCCGCCGGACUGGCAGUGGCCAGCGCGUUAGUCACGCUCGGAAAUCCGCGUCGGCCGUCGAUCGAACAGCAUCCCAAGGAGCCAAAAGCGAAACGCAAGCAGAGCCAGCACCCAGACAGUUGUACAUAAUAACCCUAACACUAUGCAUACCUACAUAAAAUAAUAACGCUAAUGAUAAUGAUAAUAAUUACGAUAACAUAUAACUAGCAAAUAGGUACAAGUAUAUAGAAUAUUUGCCCCGACUUUAUUCAACUAACCAACCACACACAAAAAAGGCAAGCAAGCUAGCAAGUUGAUAAUCCGCAGUUAUUAUUAAUUUAACGCUUUAGAAUAGUUCCAAAAUGAUAAAAAACAAAACAAAAUAAGAAUUC
This is a messenger RNA of Drosophila bipectinata, 4569 nucleotides long. RefSeq names its product attractin-like protein dsd (gene dsd). The record is from RefSeq and is a predicted model, not a curated record. Gene Ontology annotation, molecular function: protein binding. Gene Ontology annotation, cellular component: Golgi apparatus. Lineage: Eukaryota; Metazoa; Arthropoda; Insecta; Diptera; Drosophilidae.